Staurois parvus is the source of this 343-nucleotide messenger RNA. The record is from the annotation of a GenBank genome assembly. Lineage: Eukaryota; Metazoa; Chordata; Amphibia; Anura; Ranidae.
UCAGGCAGACCCCUACACUACAUAGUUGAAGGUAAAUCUAAAGGAAAUUGAACAAAAAAAAAUUGUAUAAUCUAUGGCCAGCUUAAGAGUAGCUGCUUCCUCCUUAAAGGCACAUACACAGCAAAAGCCCAGAAUUGCUGAAGCUCCCUCAGAGUGUGUCUACACCAAAUCCAACAAUACUGCAUUUGCUCAAAUCAAGAUGCUGAAAAUCAAGGCAGUGAGUGUUCACAUAUAGUUUCAUUGAGAAGUACUGAGUGAGCUGUGAUUGGUCACAGCUUGUCACAUGGUACAAGGCUGUUGUGAAUAGCCUUGUACCAUGUGACCUCUGUGAUCAUUCACAGAU